Oxyura jamaicensis (ruddy duck) is the source of this 2762-nucleotide messenger RNA. RefSeq names its product megakaryocyte-associated tyrosine kinase (gene MATK). The record is from RefSeq and is a predicted model, not a curated record. Lineage: Eukaryota; Metazoa; Chordata; Aves; Anseriformes; Anatidae. Gene Ontology annotation, molecular function: protein tyrosine kinase activity; ATP binding; protein binding. Gene Ontology annotation, biological process: protein phosphorylation. The transcript is spliced from 14 exons. The coding region runs from base 896 to 2239 and encodes 447 amino acids.
CAAGGUCAGCACAGGAAACCAGGUCAGCCGAGUUGCACCCUGAAGGUGCCCAUUUUUCCUUCGGCUAUGGAGGGAGCCAAAGGGUACUGGGAUGUUUGGCUUCAGACACUGCGAGGAGAGGUAAAAUGAAUCCCCCUGAAUUGUCACAGAGGCCAGGUAGGGAAGAGUUAUCUGUUUCUGUUGCAUGUGCUGCCAUUUUCCAACUUCAUUCUUAAAGGCUUCAAAUGCAGGGCAGAUUUCUCAGGCUACGCCACAUUUCUGGUGAGUGCAACUGCAUUUUCAGCACGGGCUGAGGACAGAUGAACAGGCAAAGAAGAGCCCACAGGCUGCGGUCUGCUCAUGUCCAAAUCUGUGCUGGGAAAGCAGUUGCUUUUUCUGUAUAAAAUAUGUUGCUGUUCCUAACAAAUCUUGCUGCAUGUCCUUCCUCUGCUUCCUGGGAUAACUUUUCCCCUUAUAUUGCUGCUCCUGUAGUCCUGCCAGGAAUGACACCGCUCAGCAGCUUGUGCAGGACAUCGCGUGUGGGACUCACCACAGAAAGGAUGCCAGGAGGAAGACUGAGAAGUGGUUAAAGCCUCAGCCCAGCAUGUGAGAAGAACUUUUCCCAGACUGUUGCAAGGCGGCAGGCACUAGGACCUUCAGGACGUUACAUCUGCAGCCCAAACCAGAAGAGAAAUCAGGAAAUAACGCAGUGUCUCUUUCUGGGACUAUGCCCUUGAAAAUAAAGCUUUGCUGCUCCAUGUGAAAGGGAGUUUAUUCUCCAGGACUUUGGGAUUUUGAGUCCAGACGUAGCUGCGAGCAGCUCCAAGGCAUCGCUGCCACCAAGGCCCUGCAUGGACGUGGCUGGGAGGUGACAUCGGGAGAGGACGGGGAGUCCCUGAUGCACUGACGGCCAAGCAUGUCCGGGAAACACUGGCCCCCAGGCACGCAGUGCGUCACCAAGCACGACCAUAACAAGCCCAAGGCUGGCGAGCUGGCCUUCCGCAAGGGAGAUGUGGUCACCAUCAUCGAGGCCGUGGAGGGCAAGGGCUGGUACCGCGCCAGGCACAACGAGAGCGGGCAGGAGGGGCUGCUGGCGGGCAGCGUGCUGCGGGAGCGCGGCGCCAUCCGCGCUGACCCCAAGCUCAGCCUCAUGCCCUGGUUCCACGGGAAGAUCUCAGGCGUGGAGGCGGUGCAGGAGCUGCAGCCCGCCGAGGACGGGCUCUUCCUGGUGCGCGAGUCCGUCCGGCACCCUGGUGACUACGUGCUGUGCGUGAGCUUUGGCAAGGAGGUGAUCCACUACCGCGUGGUGCACGAGGAGAACAUGCUGAGCAUCGACAGCCAGCACCGCUUCUACAAUCUCAUCGACAUGAUCGAGCACUACACGAAGGAGCAGGGAGCCAUCUGCACCAAGCUGGUGAAGCCCAAACCGAAGACUGGGAUGAAGUCAGCUGAGGAGGAGUUGGCCAAAGCCGGCUGGUUGCUGAACCUGCAGCACCUCACGCUGGGAGACCGCAUCGGGCAAGGCGAGUUCGGAGAUGUCCUGCAGGGCGAGUACAUGGGGCAGAAGGUGGCUGUGAAGAACAUCAAGUGUGAUGUGACCGCCCAGGCCUUCCUCGCUGAAACUGCUGCCAUGACGAAGGUCCGGCACAAAAACCUGGUGCGUUUGCUUGGUGUCAUCCUGCACAACGGCCUCUACAUCGUCAUGGAGUUCAUGAGCAAGGGCAACCUGGUGAACUUUUUGCGCACGCGGGGCCGCGCGCAAGUCCCUACCCAGCAGCUCCUCCAGUUCUCUCUGGACGUGGCCCAAGGCAUGGACUACCUGGAGUCCAAGAAGCUGGUGCACAGGGACCUGGCUGCCCGCAACAUCCUCAUCUCCGAGGAACAUGUGGCCAAAGUGAGCGAUUUUGGCUUAGCCCGGGUCAAUCCCAAGGGCGCAGACACCACGGUGCUGCCCGUGAAGUGGACGGCUCCCGAGGCCCUGAAGCACAAUAAAUUCUCCUCCAAGUCGGACGUGUGGAGCUACGGGAUCCUCCUGUGGGAAGUGUUCUCCUUCGGCCGAGCACCCUACCCCAAGCUGAGCCUGAAGGAGGUGACAGAGCUGCUGGAGGAGGGGUACCGCAUGGACCCCCCCGAGGGCUGCCCACCUGCCAUCUACGCGCUGAUGAAGAGCUGCUGGGAGAUGGAGCCGGGCAAGCGGCCGUCCUUCAAGAAACUCACAGAGAAGCUGCAGAAGGAGCUGAAGCACCUAAGGGAUGUUUAACCUGCGUCCUGAUCCCAGAACCCAUGGCCUGAAGCCCCCCAGACCCACCGGGGUAGGGAGCAGCAUGGAAAUGAGUGGCUGGGCAACCCGUGUGCUGCUUUCUCCCAGAGAAGAUGAGGCAGUGGUUUGGCAGGGUGCCCUCCUCCCCUGGGGGGGGCAAAGAGGAUGCAACAACCUCCCACCAUCCCCGUAUGGGUUUUUCACCCAGCCACACUUGGGGCCACCUGGAGCGGCGGCAGGGACCCCAACCCGCCAGGCUGCAGGGAGCGGCCCCGCAGGGGUGCUGUGCCCAUGGCCCCCUGUGGGGUCCCUUUGACCCCCCCCCCCCCUCAGGUAACGGCGACAGGACGGGACAUCCCAGCCUGCUGGAAAAUGAAACCCCGACCCCGGCAGAGCCCCGUGCUGGCACAAAAUGGAGGCCCCAAACACAGCCAGCUCAACCGCCUGGAUUUGUGUUUGUUUGUUUGAUUGAUUGAUUGAUAUUUUUUGUUUGUUUUUUUGAUUAAAGCAAAGAAAUUAGUUC